Pseudomassariella vexata is the source of this 799-nucleotide messenger RNA. RefSeq lists its product as uncharacterized. The coding region runs from base 230 to 727 and encodes 165 amino acids. The record is from RefSeq and is a predicted model, not a curated record. Lineage: Eukaryota; Fungi; Ascomycota; Sordariomycetes; Amphisphaeriales; Pseudomassariaceae. The transcript has a single exon.
CAAGCUUCGGAUACUGGAUCCAGGGUGUGGAUGAGCGACAGCAGGCCAUGCUGGAGGAGCGAAAAAAUAUCAUUCUGGAGAAGAGGGCGCGACGGGCGGCACGAGAAGGCGACAAGAUCGCAGCGGAGAACGCGUAGGUGGGGGGGAGUUCUCGGGCGAAUGUUGGCGUAUACAUAUGGCACCGGGUGGGUGGAAAAGAGGAAGGCAAGUUGAGAAUUUCAUAUGAUGUAUGUCUUGCCGGUGCAAAACACAAUUGCGAGUCAUUGGUUUGUUGACUUCCCGCGGAGGUUGUCUAUUGUACAUACCGCAUCGUGAGUCUUGUCGCCGUGACAAAUGCCAGCUUACGCAUUCGUGCGUAUAUCGACAUUCGCAGUCUUACCCUAUAGAUGCGAAUGUUUUCGCUCUGGCAGAGAUUAAACAUGAACCCGUUGCUGGGCGCCCGGAUUUAAAGAGGUCGUUUUGUACUUCUCUGAGUAUCCGGGAAUCAGUAGAGGUCACAUUUUCCCCUGAUGCAUCUCGCUGUGAUGGACAAGUAGUGGUGGACUUGGUUGUGUGUUGCCAUGGCAGGCUUGGCAGAGCUUAUGCGUUCAGCAAACAGGACAUUACCAACUUGCCUACUCAAGUAUAUACACAUCUUACUUGGCCUAGCACCAGCAACAUCAGUACCUGUUUUCAGCUGAAGCAAGAGCUGCUUCUUGGGAUGAUAGCAUUCCAAAAAUCAUUUUGAGAAUAUUUCGGCAUAAGCAGCUGGUACGAUUGAUCCAUAUUCGACAUCAAUAUGGCAUGUCCAAAUGAUUUC